CAUAACCUCACUUAUGCUACCCUAAUGCAAUAUAAAUAAAAUUAAAUAUUUAUAAAAGAAAACGUUUUUAUAAAUUAAAUUAGUAAUUGCCAACAAAUUAAUGAAUCCCAACGAUGUCGCUGAUACGGCUUCCAGCGAUGCCGACGACGAAAAACGCAGACAAUUUAAAAUCAAGGCUGCGUUAUUCUUGUCUGGCAUAUCUGGAAUAUCGGCGUUAGCUGGUUUCGGAUGCACCAUAGCUAUGGCUAGAAAACAGGAUCCUAAGUACUUCAAUAUCGGAAUGACUCCAACAAGGGAACUUUCAGAGAGCGGUGCCUCCUUAGGUCUACGUGCACUCGGUUGGGGUACCUUGUACGCAUUUGUUGGAUGUGGCGUUUUCUUUUAUGGCAUUUGGAAAUUAUCUGGGGCUACUAAUAUGAAGGAGUUCCGAUGUGCAAUGGGAAAUAUAUUGCCUGUCAUACCUAAAAAGAAUCCACAAGGCAGAAGUGAAUUUAGUGGGUUGAAUGAUCUUUUGGACUAUUUACAACACCAAAAAGGCACCAAAGAUAAAUAAAACAAUGUCAGACGAAAUACAGGGUGUCCCCAUAAGAAGGGGAGCUCUACAUGUUGUGUCGAUUCUUAUGCAGGACACCCUGUACAAGCAAUAGGGAAAUACACUUCAGUAGCGUUAAGUGUGUUAAAUAUGUUAUAAUUUUUUAGGAAUAAA
Molecule: messenger RNA, 706 nt
Organism: Phyllotreta striolata
Lineage: Eukaryota; Metazoa; Arthropoda; Insecta; Coleoptera; Chrysomelidae
Source: the annotation of a GenBank genome assembly